This is a messenger RNA of Ostreococcus lucimarinus CCE9901, 3828 nucleotides long. RefSeq lists its product with no specific name. Lineage: Eukaryota; Viridiplantae; Chlorophyta; Mamiellophyceae; Mamiellales; Bathycoccaceae. The transcript has a single exon. Gene Ontology annotation, biological process: phosphatidylcholine metabolic process. Gene Ontology annotation, cellular component: endoplasmic reticulum. Gene Ontology annotation, molecular function: phosphatidylcholine lysophospholipase A1 activity. The coding region runs from base 1 to 3828 and encodes 1275 amino acids. The record is from RefSeq and is a predicted model, not a curated record.
AUGCCGCAUCAGCCGCGGCGAAUGCGACAGGCGGUGCGAAUUUGGCGGGCGUGGCGGGUGCAGACGAAGCUCAAGGCGAAAUUAAAGGAUAUUCGCGGCGACGGGUUGAGCGUGCUGCACAAGACGGAGGAGGAUUUGCGAGAGGCGAUGUCGGCGCACGGAUUGGCGACGAUGCCGCCGAGCGGGGGAGCGAUGCAUUUAGAUCCGACGUUGGAGGCUUUGAAGGCGUGCUCGGCGUGUCGUGGGAUGUCGGAGAGCGCUUUGGCGACGCUUCGCUCGCGGGCGAAAACCGUCGUCGUGCGCCCGAAAGAGCGCGUGGGCGAAUCGGUGGCGCGCGACGAGUUGACCGUGUUGGUCGACGGCGAGGUUGAUUUGCGAGGACAGAUAGAGAUUGAUGUGAGUGUGCGAGGAGACGUCGAGCAGAAAGCGAUGACGACUUUGUGUUCGCGGCCGGGAACGUGCUUGAAUUCUUUCAUGGAUAUAUUAGAACACAUUCCGGCGCCGGCUGAGGCGAACGAAGGAGAAGACGCGGCGCGUGCGCUUUCGUCACCAUCGGUUGACGGUUUGGGCGAAGAAUCGACGCCAGCGAUGUCACUGAAAUCUCAUGACGAGAGUGGAGAGCGCGUGCGCGUGCGUCUGACGUUUGGUUCGGAUCACGAGCUUCACCGGCGCGAUCGCGUGCGCGUCUCUGCGCGCGCCGCCAAUCGAGGUUGCGUCUUAGCGGUGUUUCGCAUGUCGGAUUAUCACGAGUGCGCUGGCACUGUGAUUGGCACCCAAGGGGUGGCGCUGAGACUCGCGAGUGGGUUCGCGGCGGUGUGCAAGUAUGUGGGCAUGAUGGGGGACAUGAGAUCGCUCUGGGUGCACGAUAGAGGCGCCGACGAGCCGCAACCGAGCGACAGCGACGAAGAGGCACUUGUAUGCACACACGCGUUAUCUCGGAUGCUGGACGCCAAAGUAGUGAGCUUGAUUGAUACGAGUGGCGUUAUUGCUACGUUGGAGCGACAUGGGUACAGAAAACGUAGCUCCGGAGCGGCGUCGAAGAGCGGCGGAUUCUUCGCUAGGCGCAAGGAAAAGAAGAACGCUGAGCCAGAACCAGAGCCGACGUCGGAAGUCUCGGUCGAGACGAAAGUGUUUCCUCCUGGUGCGAUCGUGUUACAACAAGGUGCUUCAGCCGCUGCACUCAUCGUCGAACGAGGCUCGCUAGAAGCGCUCGUCGAAGCAGUACCAUCCUCGAGACGAGAAAAGCCACCGCUACCGAAUUCCUCGCCGCGAAUUCGUCAGGCAUCAGAGACGCCAAUUUUCACCGCCAACGUCGGCGACAUCGUUGGUUCACAUUUGCUGUUGACUGGUCAGCGCAGCGGUCUGACGAUUCGUGCUGGUUCGAGCGGUGCCGUUGUGGUUUUGCUUCCGUUGAGUACCCUGGCUCGCUUGGGCCGCACGCGCGCUGCCAUAACACAUAAGAUGGUCGUGUCACUCGCACGAAGAGUGCGCGACGCACCGAGCUCACUGAUUUGGGAUCGAUGUGGCGCUGAAAUGGAAACGCUCGAGGCGGGUGAAGCUUUAAAUGCGCGUGCAGGCGGCGUGCACAUCGUCGUCACGGGUUGCCUGCGGGAACAGAUGGAAGAACCCCACGGGCUAUCGCGCGCGAAUUCUUCGCAAAAUUUGUUCAAGCGACGAAAGUCGCAAAGUGGUAAGUCUACCGCUGCGUACGUUCCAAGUGGUCCUGGCUACGUCGUGAGCCCUGGCGAGGCGACUGGAGAAGAUUCGGUUCUCAUGGAAACCACCGCAUCGCGACCCAUGGCGGCGACGCCGAGAUCGAGACGGCAGAGCUUGAUGGCACCCGCGGCUAGGUUCACAGCGCGUGCUGUGCGAGACUCGCAAGUGUUAUGGAUAUCAUCCGCCGGAUUGGACACGCUCGCGUUCGCCGCGCCCACGGCAUUCGUACGCCUGGCGCGCGGUUUGGGUUUGCGUCAGGCCAAUCGUACGGCGGCGUUGUCCGGAACCGCGCACACGGCGCCUCUGAUUCCUGGUUUAGUGCUUUCCCAGAAGGCGUCCAACGCGCCGAAGACAGUCUCAGUCAUUCCCGUCACCGAAGGUGCCGCCGUUCAUUUGGACGAAUUUUGCUACUCCUUAGCCUUCGCGCUGAGUAAGAUUUGUCGCGCGAGAACAGUGGACUCCGCGUGCCGGCUUGGGGAACUCGGACAAGCCGCUAUCGGACCGCUCGCACAAGAAGCGACGGCGAAUUGGCUUUCUCAACUUGAAUCAGCGUAUGACGUCGUGAUCUUGAAAGGGGAUCCUUUCCCGUCGCCUUGGUGCGCACAAUGCGCUCGACACAGCGAUACCAUUUUGCUCGUCGCCAACGCAAACGAUCAAGCGCCGACGCACGAGGAAGGGCAAACUCUACAAGAUCGCCUUCUUCACGGUCUCGGUGAGACAAAAUUUCAACGCGUCUUGCUUGCUCAACGAGAACUUGUGCUUUUGCACCAAGACGCCGAUGUGACGCCCAAGGAUACGAAAUCUUGGCUCACGGCGUUCAGCGUCCAACGUCAUCAUCACGUCGCCAUGCAGGCGUCUUCUGGUCUCGUGCCGUCGCAUGCCGCGCGUCUCGCCCGCUCACUUCGCGAGUUAUCCGUUGGUUUAGUCAUGGGUGGUGGAGGUGCACGUGGGUUGGCUCACGUGGGUGUUCUCGCGGCGAUGGAAGAAGAGGGCGUUCCGAUCGACGCCGUCGGCGGUACGUCCAUCGGCGCCAUGGUCGGCGGCAUGUACGCUCGCGACCCUAGCGCCCUUCUCGUUCGCAUCAUGGUGACGAAGUUUGCCAAGGAAAUGUCUAGCGCGUGGGGACGCGUGAUCGAUCUCACCCUUCCCGUCGUCAGUUACUUCACCGGCUGGGGCAUGAACCGUGCGCUCGGCAUAAAUCUCGGCGAAACGAAAAUCGAAGACUGCUGGCUGCCGUUCUUUUGCUGCACGCUCGAUUUAAUCUCGUGCAUGCCAAUCGUGCACCGAAACGGUACGCUUUGGCGCUACGUGCGCGCGAGCAUGGCACUUGUCGGUUUUUUACCUCCCGUGUGUGACACCGAGCAAGGACAACAGAAGAACAUGCACGUGCUCGUGGACGGCGGAUACGUCAAUAAUCUACCCACGGAUGUCAUGCGCGCGUUGGGCGCGCACUACGUCAUCGCCGUCGACGUCGCGGGCGAAGGCUUGGAUGGGCAAUCGCUUACGCCUUGGGGCGAUGGUAUCAGCGGCACGUGGUUGCUUUUGCGACGACUCCUUCCGCGAUGGCUCGGUGGUGGACAUUCCAUCCCGACCAUGGCGGACAUGCAAGGGCAGCUUCCGUUUGUCACCGACACCGUCAAGCACCAAACGCGCUUGGAAGACAUCGACGUGUACAUUCGUCCGAAUGUCUCGAGCAUCGGGAUUUUGGAAUUCAACAAGUACAGCGCCAUCAUUCGUCACGGUUACGACAUCGGUAUCAAGAUGGCGCGCGAGUGGAAGUCUGAAAAUCCCGACGUCGCGUUACUACUCGAGCAAGGGAGAAACAUUCGUCGCGGCUUGACGACGAUGCGGUCGGCUCGCUCGGGCAAUCCGAGCGCGACAAACUCACGAGAAUCCAUCGCUAGCGACUCGGGCAGUGACGCAACCUCGGCGUACGGCAGCGCGGAGGAUUUGCACAACCACCGUCACACCCUCAAGCCACUCAGCGAAGGUUUGCUGAGCGAAUUCUCCGACGACGACGACGUCCAUGUCCGCUCCCUGCUGCGAACCAAUAGUUCAUUCGCGAGCUGGACACCCGCACCGAAACAAAAACGGCCACCAGACAUGUUUUAA